This is a messenger RNA of Schistosoma rodhaini, 1698 nucleotides long. NCBI's taxonomy places the organism in Eukaryota, Metazoa, Platyhelminthes, Trematoda, Strigeidida, Schistosomatidae. The record is from the annotation of a GenBank genome assembly.
GACUUUAGUUGUUAUGAUGAUAGUAUGGAACAAACAUGAAUUCUGGAGGAAGUCCCAUUAAAGUUGAUAGCGAAGAUCUUAAAUCCAUCGAUGCGUAUGAAGAGUACAGACGAAUUGUGGGCGAAGAUGAUGGUGGAAAACUUUUCACACCCAAGCAAUAUGAAGCUUACAAGAAAAAAUACUUACCAAUGAGACGGCAAAAUAGAAUUUUUGUGUCGUGGAUGAAUCCAAAUGGAGUAGAUUGCAUACUUGCUGGCCCACAAAGUGAAUGCUUUUGCCAGCACCGCCUUAUACAACAUAAGACAGAUUUUGAGAUAGUACCUACACAACGUCCCAUACAGUUACCAUGUAAACAUUGUAAAUGUUUAAGUUUUCAUGUGAUGCCAAAAUUUGGAAGUCAAGUUGCACGAUGCCAUUGUAAACAUUAUGCAACCGAUCACAGUGUGGCAACACCUUAUUUUUGUUCAAAGUCCAAUUGUAAUUGUAAUGGUUUCAGAACAAGUAUGCGAUGUGACUGUGGUAUCGAGUUUCAUAAACAUGAAAUGAUUAUGGAAACUGCCGAAGAACGUCAUAGUAGAGGUAAACCCAUAGGUCAAACUUCACCAUAUCAAGCUAUGGGCGGACUAACUGGAUUUAGUUCACUUGCACCUGGUAUAAUACAUAUGGAUACAAGUGGUGCAGACAAAUUAUUAUCAGAGGAAGAAAUGAAUAAAUCAAUUACAUCUGUAGAUAAUCCAUUUCUCCGUAGUCAUACACAAGUAGUAUUUAAUUACAAGUUGGCAGUUAACGAUAUGAAAGGCGCUGAACUUGAGCGUCAUGAAGUUGAGUCACAGAUGCGUCGUCCAGGAGAAUCAGAAUUAGACUAUUAUGAACGUCGUUAUCAAGAAAGAGAAAAAGCUAAAUACAUCAGAAAACCUGAACAAAUACAUAAAUUUUAAUUGGAAUGUUCUAAUAUCGAUAUAGAUUACUGUACUGUGCUUUACUUUAUAAAUAGAAUGAACGGUGUAUGUAAGUCGUCAUCAUCAUUAUACUACUACUCACUUAUUCAAAUGUUAAACUAAUUCAUCACACAGAUUACUUAAAUAGUCAUACUUUUUUAAAGAAAAUAUAAAACGGAAGUUUAAAUGCAUUACAAAUGCAAGAAUAAAACUACACCAACGACAACUACAGUAAUUGGGGCAGGAGAAUAUACAUUCAUCUUAUUUUGUACUUUCUAUUCAGCUAUUUACAAGCCUGUUGGAAUCACACAAUCAUCAAUCAUUUACAUGUUUUCGAUAUUUAUCUUUAAAUGAAUUCAAAUAUGCUUAUUCAUAUACACAUAUAUAAGCAGAGAUUGUUAGCGGUCAGCAGUGAAAUCCUAGAGACGCACAUUUUUUUUCCUAUUUAUGACUUGUCCGAUGAAUGUACUUAUGUAGCUAAAUGGAUAAUGCAGCGGCGUUCGAAGCAAACGGUACUAAGUCCCUUGAGUAAAUAUCAAUUCUGGGAUGCAGAUGCAUCCAAAUGAUGAAACCAAAAUAGGACGGAAAGGGCGUCCCUAGGAUUUCACUGUUAUUCCCCAUUCAUCUCUUUAUAUAUAGACAUAAUAUUGGUAAUCUUUGUCGUUACACUAUUUCAAUCAUCAAUAUCUACUAUGUCAUACAAAAACGAUUGUAUCCAGUUGAUAAGAAACUGUAAAAUAAAAUAAAUUGAUUUUAUUCU